Messenger RNA from Mugil cephalus (flathead mullet), 1052 nucleotides. RefSeq names its product SEC11 homolog A, signal peptidase complex subunit (gene sec11a). The transcript is spliced from 6 exons. Gene Ontology annotation, molecular function: serine-type endopeptidase activity. The record is from RefSeq and is a predicted model, not a curated record. Gene Ontology annotation, cellular component: signal peptidase complex; membrane. The coding region runs from base 135 to 674 and encodes 179 amino acids. Lineage: Eukaryota; Metazoa; Chordata; Actinopteri; Mugiliformes; Mugilidae.
GGCGGGACUUCCGCUUCAGCGUACCCGGAAGACUCGGAUGCAAAUUUUACAGCUUGACCGUGCAUCCAUAUGCUCGCUUCUUUAAACGUUUUAAUGUGAUUUAGGCGUUUUUCUAUACUGUAGUAUUUGCAACCAUGUUGUCUUUAGACUUUCUCGACGAUGUCCGUCGCAUGAAUAAGCGGCAGCUUUAUUACCAGGUGCUGAACUUUGGUAUGAUUGUCUCCUCUGCGCUGAUGAUCUGGAAAGGACUGAUGGUGGUCACCGGCAGUGAGAGCCCUAUUGUUGUUGUUCUCAGUGGGAGUAUGGAGCCAGCUUUCCACAGAGGAGACCUCCUGUUUCUGACCAACCGCGUAGAGGAUCCCAUCAGAGUCGGAGAGAUUGUUGUCUUCAGGAUAGAAGGCAGAGAGAUCCCAAUAGUACACAGAGUACUAAAGAUCCACGAAAAGGAAAAUGGAGACAUUAAGUUCUUGACCAAAGGAGACAACAACGCAGUGGACGACAGAGGACUGUACAAGCAGGGUCAACACUGGCUGGAGAAAAAAGACGUGGUGGGACGAGCUCGGGGGUUUGUGCCAUACAUUGGAAUUGUCACCAUUCUCAUGAACGAUUACCCCAAAUUCAAAUAUGCUGUUCUCUUCAUGCUGGGUCUCUUCGUGUUGGUCCAUCGGGAGUGAGGUACCCAAGCUUCAGCACUCAAGAAGGAUAAACGUCCAGGAAACCUCAGUCAUGCCUUUCAAAAAAAGAAUUAAGUUACACUUUGUCAAAACCCAACUGGCUUUUUGUACCAUUUGUUUGAACAUUUUGUAGAAACGUGGAUAGGGUGUUUACAUUUGAAAAAUCCAAGCUUUAAAAAAAUAUUUUUGUGAGGAAACCAGGUUAGGUUUAGUUUCAAGUCGAUCUUUAUUUGUAAUCUACAGAAUGUGAAACUGCAUUCUUAAGAGGAGUUCAGUCUUGUUUAUUUCCUGUUAAGUCAUUGUCUUUGAAAAAGAUAUGUGAAGUAUUUUAUGAAUAUGAAUGAUAUUAAAUAUUAAAUCUGGUUACCAUUCACCAUG